AGAAGAUAGCCGCAACAGCACCUUUGAGACGCUGAUUAAUUCUCCUGUGAUAUUUUUUCUUUAAUUACCAAAACGUCGUACGCAAUGAGGGGGGACCGCGGCAGGGGUCGAGGAGGCCGCUUUGGGUCCCGCGGAGGACUGGUCCAGGGCCUCUCAUCGCCACGGGAACGGCGUACUCGGUGACCUGAAACGGUAUUUUUUGACAACAGCUUCCAGAGUGGGGAUAAUCUGGAAAACAUCGGCUUGCAGUUGCCGUGUAGACUGGCAAUACGACAACGUCACUUCCCCCCGACCUCCGUCAUCGUCACGUGACCAGAAGAGCAAGGGGGAGGGGGGCAGCAAUGGCGGACGUCAGAGCUUUAUUUGUGCUGCAGUUGUCGCUGUUAGCGAUAUUGCAACAAAACCUCGCCGCCCUCUAUGAACUACGCUUGGAGCAGCGACGCAUAUACAAUCACGUGCGUCAGAUUCUUUCCAGCUCGCCGCGGCGUCCGACAAGAAGAAUCACCAGAAGACGAUUUUGGGUGAGACCCGGAAGAACUAGCAGCUGGUGGGAAAACUUUGUGGAUGGCGUCGUGGCGGACGAUGACUGGAGAGCCAGUUUUCGCAUGUGUAGAGGUUCUCUUUUGGCUCUGAGUGAAGAACUCCGUCCUCACAUCGAAGGCCAAACAACCAACAUGAGAGAAGCGAUCGGACCUUUAAAAAAGGUUGCUUGCACGCUGUAUUAUUUGGGUGCCGAGGGAAGUCUAGGAAAGACCGCUAACUCCUUCGGACUGUCGCGGCAGUCCGUAUCCGUUGUCGUAAGACAAACCUGCAAGGCCAUUGCUCUCCAUCUUGGUCCAAAAUACAUCAAGCUCCCUUUCACCGAACCCGACGCAGAGGAGCUUGUUUCGGGAUUUUGUCAAGCGCACGGAAUGCCGCAAUGUUUGGGAGCGAUCGACGGGACUCACAUUGAAAUCAGGCAGCCAUCUUCCAACGCCACGGAGUACAUCAACAGAAAGGGUAAACAUUCCCUAAACGUGCAAGCCGUCUGCGACUACAAAUAUUACUUCCUGGAUGUCGUUAUAAAAUGGCCUGGCAGCACGCACGACGCGCAAGUGUUCGCCAACUCGCAGAUAAACUCCUUUUUUAAAAACGGCAAGAUCCCAGCCUUGAGAAAGCGGCUCGUGGACGACGAGGACCCGAUAUCCGUAUUUCUGGUGGGCGACUCGGCCUAUCCGCUAAUGCCUCACCUGAUCAAGGAGUAUUCAAACGGCGGCUCCACGCCCCAAGAGCGGAGCUUCGGGGUGCAUUUGUGUCGAUCCCGCGCGGUCAUCCGGCGUGCGUUUGGUCGACUCAAAGCCAGAUUCGCCGCCCUGAAACGAGCUAUGGACAUCAACCUAAAAGAUCUGCCGUUUGUUAUUUACGCUUGCUUUGUUCUCCACAACUACUGCGAGGCCAGGAAGGAGCCCGUAGACGAAGACGCCGUGCAGGGCGCCGUACAAAGGGACCGGGAAGCGCAGCCUUCCACACCGUGCAACCAUAACCUGACCCACUGCAACGAGACGGAGGGAACCAGAGUCAGAAGAGUGGUUACAAAAUAUCUUGACCAUUGAACAAACUGCUUUAGUAAUUACUAUAUUCCCGAGUAUUUUUUUGUACUGCGACUUUGCAAUACUUUAUAUAUUCUGAUUUUUUGUUUUGGUGCUGUAAAUAAAUGAC
Messenger RNA from Doryrhamphus excisus (bluestripe pipefish), 1698 nucleotides. It is a transcript of the gene ilf2, whose product is annotated as interleukin enhancer binding factor 2. Gene Ontology annotation, molecular function: DNA binding; double-stranded RNA binding. Gene Ontology annotation, biological process: positive regulation of DNA-templated transcription. Gene Ontology annotation, cellular component: catalytic step 2 spliceosome. The record is from RefSeq and is a predicted model, not a curated record. Lineage: Eukaryota; Metazoa; Chordata; Actinopteri; Syngnathiformes; Syngnathidae.